UGGGACUUUUUGAGUACCGAGAGAUACCCUUACCACUAAAUUCCAUACCGUGACAAUGGCUACGGAACGCUUCUCGUUCGACCAAGAGCGGUUGUUUCUCCUGGAUGAGCAACUAUCAGUGCAGCUGACUCUUAUCCAGUAUAUUUCGGGCCCUUUCACUGAGGCGCAACAGCAGAUCCGGCAGAAGCUUGCCGAAGUUAGCCCAGGUCACGAUCAUCACUGA
Messenger RNA from Neurospora hispaniola, 223 nucleotides. RefSeq lists its product as uncharacterized. The transcript has a single exon. Bases 56 to 223 code for a protein of 55 amino acids. Lineage: Eukaryota; Fungi; Ascomycota; Sordariomycetes; Sordariales; Sordariaceae. The record is from RefSeq and is a predicted model, not a curated record.